AUGACUGUUUCAAAUAGCAACGGCGAAAGCCAUUUUCUGCUGUCCACAGUCCCGGCGUUAACCGUUGAGGGACCAUUCGCACUGGAAGCCGAGUUCCAAGCCGAUUCGGAUCCUAGCAAAGUCAACUUGAUCAUAGGGGCUUAUCGGGAUGAUCGGGCUCGACCAUGGCAACUCAGGGCGGUUGUGGAGGCCAAAAGACAGUUGAGGGUUGAAUCCUCCUUUCAUGAGUACUUGCCGCUCCAAGGGAGUCGUGAGUUUAUCGGGGCCGCCAAGCGACUCAUUUUUGGGGAUGCUAUUGUGAAUAAGAUAAGCGAAUCGAUUGCCUCUAUCCAGACAGUCUCGGGAACUGGGGCCAAUAGUCUCAUAGCCAAAUUCUUGGACAAGCACACUCGUUGUGGUAGUAUAUGGCUUCCGGAUCCGACUUGGGUCAAUCAUAAGGAUAUCUGGGAAGUGAAUGCGCCACGCAUCGAGAUGCGUUGCUAUCCCUAUUACAGCGACUCGACCCAGGCUGUUGACUUUGACCAAAUGUUGCAGACUCUCAACGAUGCUCAACAAGGCGACGCCAUCCUACUCCACGCCUGUGCGCAUAAUCCUACCGGGCAAGAUCCCACAGAAGAGCAAUGGGACAAGAUUGCACGGCUGUGCCAGGCGAAGAAGCUGUUUGUCAUUUUUGAUUCAGCCUAUCAGGGCUUCGCCUCGGGAGACUUGGAUCGGGACGCUUGGGCAGUGAGACACUUCGCUGCCUUUUCCGACCUCGAGAUUGCCGUAUGUCAAUCCUUUUCCAAGAAUCUCGGUCUUUAUGGGGAGCGCGUGGGUGCGCUUCACGUCGUCAUGACCCGCUCCCCGCCCACCACUGCUACUCACGUACAAAAUCGGCUUGUCGAUCUUCAUCGAGCUUUCGUGUCUAUGGCUCCUCUCUUCGGCUGCCGUGUGGCCAAUCAGAUAUUUCAAAAUCAAGAGCUCCAAGACAUGUGGCAGGCUGAUCUCACGACUAUGAGUGGUCGAAUCAGCUCGAUGCGAAACGCACUCUAUUCUGAGCUACUGAGGCUACGUACGCCUGGCGACUGGGCACAUGUCAAGAACCAAGUUGGUAUGUUCUCUUAUACGGGGUUAAGCAAGGAAGAGGUAAAGGUAUUGCGAACAAAAUACCAUAUCUAUAUGCUUCCGUCGGGCCGGGCCUCAAUCUGCGGCCUUACAAAUACAAAUGUCAAGUACGUGGCUCAAUCCAUCCACAAGGUGGUAACAGAAAGCAAUGGUAGGAAGACUCUGUGCAACGGAGUCAAUGAGUAG
Messenger RNA from Clonostachys solani, 1290 nucleotides. NCBI's taxonomy places the organism in Eukaryota, Fungi, Ascomycota, Sordariomycetes, Hypocreales, Bionectriaceae. The record is from the annotation of a GenBank genome assembly.